Peromyscus eremicus (cactus mouse) is the source of this 1089-nucleotide messenger RNA. RefSeq names its product CD80 molecule (gene Cd80). Lineage: Eukaryota; Metazoa; Chordata; Mammalia; Rodentia; Cricetidae. Gene Ontology annotation, molecular function: coreceptor activity. Gene Ontology annotation, biological process: cellular response to lipopolysaccharide; cell surface receptor signaling pathway; positive regulation of T cell proliferation. The coding region runs from base 1 to 1089 and encodes 362 amino acids. Gene Ontology annotation, cellular component: external side of plasma membrane. The transcript has 6 exons. The record is from RefSeq and is a predicted model, not a curated record.
AUGGUGUUUGCUUGUAUUGUCCAUGUGUCCAAGUCAGUGAAAGGAGUGGCAUCACUGCCCUGUGGUUAUCCGUUUUCUCCUGAUGAACUGACGAGGCUCCGAGUCUACUGGCAAAAAGAUGACAAAGCGGUGCUGAGUUACACCCCAGAGAAGAUAGAAGUGUGGUCCCAGUAUAAGAACCGGACUGUACUUGACAUCUCUAGCAACUUCUCUCUUAUGAUCCUGUCCCUGUCCCUGUCGGACAGGGGCAUAUACACCUGUGUCAUUCAAAAGUCUGAAGGAGGAGUUCACAAACGGAAACACUUGGCUUCUGUGAAGCUGUUUGUCAGAGCUGACUACCCGGUUCCUAAUAUAACUGACCUUGGAAAUUCAUCAGCGGACAUUAAAAGGAUAAUGUGCUUAACCUCUGGAGGUUUCCCAAAGCCUCACCUCUUCUGGUUGGAAAAUGGAAAAGAAUUAAGUGGCAUCAAUACAACAAUUUCUCAAGAUCCUGAAACUGAGCUGUACACUGUCAGUAGCAAACUGGAUUUCAAUAUGACCUACAACCACAGCAUUGUGUGUCACGUUGUGUAUGGAGACUCUCAAGUGUCGAAGAACUUCACCUGGGAAAAACCCCCAGAAGCCCCUCCUUAUAGAAAUCACCUAAUUGAGGUGACCCCCACAAUUUUGACAGUACUCUGUUUGGCCUCAGCAAUAAUACUAAUCAUUGUGUACAGCAGCACCAUUACUGGAGCCAUCAAGAAACAGAUCCUGGGUGCCAGGAAGCACCUAGACAACACAGAGACCUGGCCCAGGUCCACAAAGGGCCUGGGAGACUUGGAAAGCACCAAGACAACACCAUGGCCUGAUGCCCAGCUGGGUGUGGUGGGAAUUACAAAGACAAGUGCAAGUGGGCCUAUGCCUUCUUCCUUUGAGAAAACCGACCACUGUAUGAGUCGCUGUGACUCCCAGAGAUGCAUUCUCGCCCAGGAAGAAGAGCAGCAACUGCAGAAUGGAGACCGACAACCGAAUGGACAUGUCCACUGUGUUCACUUCUCAUCAUUAGCCUAUCUGCUCAUCUCUAUGGCUGUGGUGGCGGUUCAACCUUGA